AACCUUACUUUUGAAUUUUCAUUUGCUCCUACUGCUCUAGUUUAACGCUGUCUGUUGUAAAAUUGCAUCAGAUAUAAAAAUGGACGGCCCAGAUCUAGUGAACCUAUUCGUUGGCAUAGGCUUGGGCGAAGUUAAAGCUAAAGAAACUGCGAAGAACUCGAAUGUAUCUGCUAAUCUCAAGAAUUGCAUUAAUGCGGCAUCAAGUGUUUCAUCUGUUGAAAUCUCAAAAGCUCAUGGUAUGCUAUUGUACCACAUUGCUACAAAAAUUAAACCGCAGGUUAGCAUGCAAAUCCCACUUCUUUCGCGUUAUGUGGUCGAAGGAAACAUUGACUCAGAACUCAGAUUGAAUGCUGCAAUGGACUACCUUAUCUCCAACCCGCUUGGUGAUGUUGACAUGAAGGCAUUUGAAGAAUCUUGUGGAGUAGGAAUUGUUGUGACACCAGAGCAAAUUGAGCAGGAAGUUGAAAAGGUGAUUAAAAAACAUCAGACUGAACUAGUUGAAAAGAGAUACCGAUUCAAUGUUGGGCCCUUAAUGAGUGAAGUGCGAAAUAACCUGAAAUGGGCUGAUGGUAAAGUGAUAAAAUCAGAAAUCGAAAUUCAGGUUUUGAGCCUUUUGGGGCCAAAAACUGAAGAAGAUUUAGCUCCUCCUCCUAGGGUGGAAAAAGUUGUAAAACCUAAAGUCGCUAAGCCAACGUCUAGCAAUAAAGAAAAUUUAGAAGUCGAUUCGGAUAGUGCUUCCACGAUAACCGAGUUGAUGAAGAAGGUCCAGUUUCAUAAACCGGGCGAAAACUUCAAAACUGAUGGCUAUGUCAUCACUGAGAAAACCAUGGACCUACUGAAAGAGCAUUUGAAAAUAACAGGAGGCCAAGUAAGAACCAGAUUCCCCCCGGAACCAAACGGUAUUCUACAUAUCGGGCACGCCAAAGCAAUCAACAUCAAUUUCGGCUAUGCUGCAGCUAAUGAUGGUGUGUGCUUCCUUCGUUAUGAUGAUACAAACCCUGAAAAGGAGGAGGAGAAGUUUUUCGUUGGUAUCAAAGACAUGGUGGAGUGGUUAGGUUACAAGCCAUACCAAAUUACUCACUCUUCCGACAAUUUUGAUCAGCUUUAUGAAUGGGCUAAAGUCCUUAUUAAAAAAGGACUUGCCUAUGUCUGCCAUCAAAAAGCGGAGGAAAUGAAGGGAUUUAAUCCCGUCCCCUCUCCGUGGAGAGAACGCCCUAUCGACGAAAGUCUUCAGUUAUUUGAAGACAUGAAAAAUGGCAUGUUUGAUGAAGGCGCCGCUACGCUGAGAAUGAAAGUGACGCUAGAAGAAGGCAAACUGGAUCCAGUUGCCUAUCGCAUCAAGUAUGUGGCCCACCAUCGCACUGGAGACCGAUGGUGCAUCUAUCCCACCUAUGAUUAUACGCAUUGCCUUUGUGAUUCUAUUGAACAGAUUACUCACUCUCUGUGCACAAAAGAAUUUCAGUCAAGACGCUCAUCCUAUUACUGGCUGUGCAAUGCUUUGGAUAUCUACUGCCCUGUUCAAUGGGAAUAUGGUCGAUUGAACGUGUACUACACUGUAGUAUCGAAGCGAAAAAUUGCGAAACUCAUAACCGAAAAGAUUGUUCAUGACUGGGAUGACCCACGGUUGUUCACCUUGACGGCUCUUCGGCGCCGUGGUUUCCCUCCAGAAGCUAUCAAUAAUUUCUGCGCGGGAAUGGGUGUAACAGGUGCCCAAAUGGGUGUUGAUCCCCAAAAACUUGAAGCCGUUGUGAAGGAUACGCUUGAUGUGACUGCACCAAGAUCUAUGGUAGUUCUUGCACCAUUGAAAGUCACCAUCACCAACUUCCCAUUUGAGGGACCUACAACGAUUGAGGUCCCCGAUUUUCCCAAGGAGGUUCAACGUGGAUCCCAUUCAGUGACUCUUGAUCGAGUGAUCUAUAUUGACCGAUCAGACUUCAGAGAGGUGGAAGAAAAAGGCUACCGCCGUCUUACCAAGGGGCAAGCUGUUGGCCUACGUUAUGCUGGGCUGGUUAUUAGUUUAGAGAACGUUAAAAAGAAUGCAAGUGGCCAAGUUGUGGAAUUGGAGGUCAAGUGCACCUCGUCCGCUAACUGCCAAGAAAAACCCAAAGCCUUUAUUCAUUGGGUGUCAAAUCCAAUGUUUGUUGAAGUUCGCGUUUACGAACGACUAUUUCAACAUCAAAACCCUGAAGAUAUCAACGAGGUGCCAGGAGGUUUCUUGUCUGACAUUAAUCCUCAUUCUUUGUCAGUGGUCAACGCCGCUGCUGACAAAUCAAUUAGUGGAGCUAAAGUUUACGACAAGUUCCAAUUUGAACGUGUUGGAUACUUCUCUGUUGAUUCAGAUUCCACGAAAGACAAGUUGGUCUUCAAUCGAACAGUGAUGUUGAAAGAGGAUGCUGGGAAAAGUUAACGCGUUUCCUUUUUGGUGAAAAAUCAUUAUGGUGAACUCAGCGGCCUUCAUAAUGAUUGUUUGUGUGACCCCACCUUUGUUUGUUUUUUUCAUUGAAAUUAUGAGAAACAGAUGAAGGGUCACUUUAUUACAAACAGAUAUCCAAAUUUCAAUAA
Messenger RNA from Daphnia carinata, 2562 nucleotides. It is a transcript of the gene GlnRS, whose product is annotated as probable glutamine--tRNA ligase. Gene Ontology annotation, cellular component: cytoplasm; aminoacyl-tRNA synthetase multienzyme complex; cytosol. The record is from RefSeq and is a predicted model, not a curated record. Gene Ontology annotation, molecular function: ATP binding; glutamine-tRNA ligase activity. The coding region runs from base 80 to 2407 and encodes 775 amino acids. The transcript has 13 exons. Lineage: Eukaryota; Metazoa; Arthropoda; Branchiopoda; Diplostraca; Daphniidae. Gene Ontology annotation, biological process: translation; glutaminyl-tRNA aminoacylation.